Molecule: messenger RNA, 959 nt
Organism: Sesamum indicum (sesame)
Lineage: Eukaryota; Viridiplantae; Streptophyta; Magnoliopsida; Lamiales; Pedaliaceae
Product: WAS/WASL-interacting family protein
Source: RefSeq, a predicted model, not a curated record
GAAGAAGAAGAAGUUGAGGGCCACCCACAGUACUCUUAUUAGCUCACUGAAACAGAGAACAAAGUUCAGAAGACGCGCAUCAGCUUUGAAGAAUGAGCGGAGAAGCCCCAAAGCUCUUCACCAACAAACCCAAAAAAUCGAAGCUGAAGUCCUCUACACCAAUCACAAUGGCAUCUUCAUCGUCCUCGGGAGCUGCCGCCUCUGCUCCACCUCCACCUCCACCUCCGCCCCCUCCCCCUCCUCUUCCGCAGCCACAGAAGGAGUCGUUUAUUCGGCGCUAUAGGUUCCUCUGGCCACUUCUACUGGUCGUCAAUUUCACCAUUGGAGCGUACGUUCUUACGAGGACUAGAAAUAAAAGCACAGGCGCAUCAGAAUCAGAUACACCAGACAUUGCUUCUACCAGUUCGACAUCAACCUCUACUCCAGCUGGAGCUGCUGAUCCUGCUGUAAUCCCCGAAAAGCCAAUUGCAUCGCCAAUCACACCGCCCUUGCAGCGUGCACCAAUUCCAGAGGAACAACAGCGUGAACUGUUCAAAUGGAUGUUAGAAGAGAAGAGGAAAGUGAAUCCAAGAGAUGCCGAAGAGAAAAAACGCAUCGAUGAAGAGAAAGCCAUUCUCAAACAAUUCAUCCGCUCCAAGUCCAUCCCAACUCUCUGAUCUUCAACUAUCUGAUAAAUUUCUUACUCUGAUUACCUCCUCGUCCUCACAAAAAGUGUAACAUUAAGUCUACAUUUCAUUCUACAGAAUACGAGGAAUUGUUUAUAACGUUUGCUCGACUUUAGUAUUUCUUGAUGCAAGGAAAAGAACUAGUUGGUUCAUCUCCGCUUGACACAGUGAAUCUUUGAAGCAUGUUUCAUGACGUUUGAAUGCCGAAUGAAGCUUUGUCAUAGUUUGUAUUGAUCUCAAACUUCAAAUGGUUGAUCAAAUUCUGACAUUUCCUGUAAGUUUGAUUUGUAUUGA